Sorex araneus (European shrew) is the source of this 8855-nucleotide messenger RNA. It is a transcript of the gene PARD3B, whose product is annotated as par-3 family cell polarity regulator beta. Gene Ontology annotation, cellular component: cell cortex; apical plasma membrane; adherens junction. Lineage: Eukaryota; Metazoa; Chordata; Mammalia; Eulipotyphla; Soricidae. The transcript is spliced from 23 exons. The coding region runs from base 402 to 4010 and encodes 1202 amino acids. Gene Ontology annotation, biological process: microtubule cytoskeleton organization; establishment of cell polarity; establishment of centrosome localization. The record is from RefSeq and is a predicted model, not a curated record. Gene Ontology annotation, molecular function: phosphatidylinositol binding; protein binding.
GCCGCCGCCCACUCCAGCCCCGGGACUGGGGCAGGCCCGGCCGCCGCCACCGCUAGGGCCAGGGUGGGCCGAGCCAGGCCCCGGCCGGCAGUUUCGAUUCGGAGGGCGGGCCCGAGCCGGAGCCCCUGCCGUGGAAGCCGGGUCGCCGCCACCUGGGAGGCACGGAGCCCUGCCCGCAGCCGUCCACUCCCCCUGCGCGGCCGCGUCCCGGGGGCUGCCGGGGCCUUGCGGCUAACGCCCCCUCUCCUGUCCCCAGAUCUUGGAGGGGAGGGAGCAGGGCGGAGGGGGGGCGUGGAGGCGAGGAGCCCGGGAUUUCCCCCCCGAGGGGUGGGGACGGCGAUUACGGCGCGCCAGACACCUGUUCGGCCGGGCCCGACGUUGGUGGCCGGAGGGGUCCCAGGAUGAAAGUGACUGUGUGCUUCGGCAGGACGGGCAUCGUGGUGCCCUGCAAGGAGGGUCAGCUGCGCGUCCGCGAGCUCACGCAGCAGGCGCUGCAGCGGUACCUGAAGGCGCGGGAGAAGGAUCCUGGAUACUGGGUGAAGAUCCAUCACUUAGAAUACACAGAUGGAGGUAUCUUGGAUCCAGAUGAUGUCUUGGCAGAUGUCGUUGAAGACAAAGAUAAGCUGAUUGCUGUGUUUGAAGAACAAGAACCACUCCACAAGAUUGAGAGCCCCAGUGGAAACCCUGCAGGUCGGCAGAGCCCAGAUGCUUUUGAGACAGAAGUGGCUGCCCAACUGGCUGCAUUUAAACCAAUUGGUGGAGAAAUUGAAGUAACUCCUUCUGCUCUGAAAUUAGGCACACCACUGCUGGUGAGGAGGAGCAGUGACCCAGCACCCGGUCCACCUGCUGAUGCCCAGACAAGCACUUCACACCCCGGUGGCCAGAGUCUGAAACCUGUUAUUCCUGAUUCCAUACAGAAUUUAGAAGACAGAGAAGCUAUGAAUGAUGCACAGAUAGAGCUACUGCCAUCAGCAAAAACAAAGAUUAUACUGAGUGAUAUGACAAGAACAGUGGAGAUUUCUGGGGAAGGAGGCCCCUUGGGAAUCCAUGUUGUGCCCUUCUUUUCAUCUCUCAGUGGAAGAAUUCUAGGACUGUUCAUCCGUGGCAUUGAAGAAAACAGCAGAUCCAAGAGGGAUGGACUAUUUCACGAAAAUGAAUGUAUUAUAAAAAUCAACAAUGUGGACCUCGUAGACAAAUCCUUUGCUCAGGCUCAGGAUGUUUUUCGGCAGGCAAUGAGAUCACCCAGCAUGCUCCUCCAUGUGCUACCACCUCAUCACCGAGAACAGUAUGAAAAAUCAGUCAUCGGUACUCUUAGUUUUGUUGGGAACAAUGAUGGUGCUUUGAAAACAAAGUUGCCACCUGCAGCUGCUCCUGGAAAGCCAGGAAUAAUGCCAGGAACAAGCAGUCCUGAAGAAGAUAUUUCAACUUCCCUACAACAGAGCAAGAGCCCCCGCUUACCAAGAGUUCCUAGAAAGCUAGCCUCCCCCUCACUGUCUCCUCUCAUGGGGUUUGGCAGCAAGAAAAAUACUAAGAAAAUUAAGAUUGACCUAAAGAAAGGCCCUGAAGGACUUGGUUUCACAGUAGUUACAAGAGACUCUUCUAUACACGGACCUGGCCCCAUUUUUGUAAAAAACAUUUUGCCAAAAGGCGCAGCAAUAAAAGAUGGCCGCCUGCAAUCAGGGGACAGAAUUUUGGAGGUAAAUGGCAGAGAUGUCACUGGACAAACUCAGGAAGAACUCGUGGCCAUGCUGAGGAGCACCAAGCAGGGAGAGAUAGCAUCACUGGUCAUUGCCCGGCAGGAAGGAACUUUUCUGCCCCGAGAGCUGAAAGGAGAACCUGCCUGCUACGCUCUUUCCCUGGACACGAUUGAGCAACUCACCUUCGAGAUUCCCCUGAAUGAUUCAGGUUCUGCUGGUUUAGGAGUGAGCUUAAAGGGGAACAAAUCUCGAGAUACUGGAACAGACUUUGGGAUUUUCAUCAAGUCCAUCAUCCAUGGAGGAGCUGCCUAUAAGGAUGGCCGUUUACGGAUAAAUGACCAACUGAUUGCUGUUAAUGGGGAAGCUCUUUUGGGAAAGUCCAACCAUGAAGCUAUGGAAACACUUAGGCGCUCCAUGUCCAUGGAAGGAAAUAUACGAGGCAUGAUCCAGUUGGUAAUUCUGAGGAGGCCAGAGAGACAGGCAGAGGAACCUGCAGAGUGUGGGACCUAUUCUAAGCAGUGCUUUGGGAACUGUCAGAGCUCUUUAGCCACCUCUAGGAGAAAUGGUAACAGUCCACCGCAUAGGUUUGGUCCUUACAGUCCACAAGACAAGAAGGAAGAGCCAUUAUUUUCCACUGAUGGAUGGUCUGAGAGUGAAGUACCCCCUUCUCCACCACCACAUCCCAUUUUGGAAUUGGGCCUUGAAGAUUACAACCACAGCCCAGGGAUGGAAUCAACAGUAUAUUUUCCAGACCAGCAUAUCAACCUCAGAUAUGUGGCCCCAGCCAGGCAGCCUGAAUCAAUGAAUCUGAAAGCCUCAAAGAGCAUGGACCUUGUGCCAGAUGAAAGCAAAGUCCAUUCAAUGGCUGGACACAAAUUGGCAUCUCCAGGCAAAGAUUUUGGUCCAACUCUGGGUUUGAAAAAGUCCAGUUCCUUGGAGAGCCUCCAGACAGCAGUGGCCGAAGUUAGGAAGAAUGAACUUCCCUUCCACAGACCCCGGCCACACAUGGUUCGUGGCCGAGGCUGCAACGAGAGCUUCAGAGCAGCCAUUGACAAAUCUUAUGAUGGGCCGGAAGAAUUAGAAGCUGACAGUCUGUCUGAUAAGAGCUCUCAGUCCGGCCAAGGAGCUCUGAACUAUGAAUCAGUUCCUCAAGGGACUUCCGAGCUAGAGGACAUGGACAGUAAGGCCCGGAAAGCCAAAAAGAUGAAAGAGAAGGAGAAGAAGAAGGAGAAGAGCAAACUGAAAGCCAAGCAGAAGAAGCAGAAAGAGGAAAACGAAGAUCCGGAAAGGAAGACAAAGCUGAAGGGAUUCAGCGCCAUGCUGAGAUUUGGAAAGAAGAAAGACGAUAAGGGUGGAAAGGCUGAUCAGAAGGGAACUCUGAAGCAUGGUGGCCUUAGAGAAGAGGAACUGGAAAAAAUGCGAGAGGAGCGUGAGAGAAUUGGAGUGAAACAUCAGGAGCUAAGGGAAAAGCAGACAAGAGGGCCUGGUGAUUAUGCAACUGGAGUAACUGGAUCCUUGCAUGAUAUGGAUGAUGAUGAAAUAGAUCCCAAUUACGCCAGAGUGAACCACUUCCGGGAACCGUGUGCAUCUGCAAAUGUCUAUAGGUCUCCAUCUCCUCCUCGGGCUGGACCACUGGGUUACCCUCGGGAUGGCCGUCCACUGUCUGCAGAGAGAGAUCACUUAGAGGGUCUCUAUGCCAAGGUCAACAAGCCAUAUCACCCACCAGUGCCAGUAGACAGUGGCCGAGUCACUGGUGGAAGUGCGGACCGAAUCCAGAAGCUGCGGAAAGAGUAUUAUCAGGCUCGGAGGGAAGGUUUUACUUUAUAUGAAGAUGAUGAAGGAAGAGCAAAGCCGUCUGAUUAUGACCUUCAUUGGGUGCCUGGAAAGGGUCCAGAUGGGAAUACACACAACCUUCGCUUUGAGGGGCUGGAGAGACAGUAUGCAUCGUUACCCAGGGGAGGACCAGCGAAUCCCAUGGACUAUCGGAUGGCAGCGCCUCGAGGGCUCUUCAAGGAAAGGGAGAUUCCUUACUACCCAGGGGCUCACCCUGGGCAGCCACCCAAAGGGGGCUAUCCCCGGCCCCCAGAUCUGAGGGUCACAGAUCUCCGCUAUCCUCAGUACUACCCACCCCCACCAGCCCCCCAGCACAAAGGACCCUUCCGACAAGACGUUCCACCUUCCCCGCCUCAGCACCACAGAGUGCCAGCCUAUCCGGAAAUGGGCAGGUCAGGGCCCCAUGGGGGCAGCCUGGACCAGUACCCCUACCGAACCCAGGACCCUCGACAGAAGAACCCCAUGACGGCAGCUGUGUAGCUGAACAACACAGACAGAGCUCUUCGCACAGUGCAGCACAGAAAAACUAACAUCACCUUUGCCCUUGCUUGACCUUUAGGCUUACCUUCCUGUUAAGAAUUCUGGUGGCCCAGAUUAGGCUUCCCUCCCAGGGGGUCUAACACUUGAUGCUAAUAAUUGGGAAAAGAAAAGAAGGAAAGGGGGGGGGAUGAUAAGGAAGAGACUCCUUGGGUCUUACAAACUGCCCCAGAAUCAACACACUUUGAGAAUUGUUCAGAGCAAUGAGAGUCGAGAUGAUGGGACAGGGAACAGUGGCCAUAUACUAGGGGGUGCCCCUCUGGCAAGAGAACUUGUGGGCACCUCGGCUCCGUAGAAUCAGCAGCACCCACAUCACCAUCAUCAUCUAUUCUCAGGUGAUGUAUCAGCUUCUUUUUUGAGUGGUUGAGCCUUUAAAGUGACUGCAGCUGAAGAUAUCCCAAGGGAAUACAUUUUACAUUGAGGAGGAAAAAAAAGGGGAAAAAACCCAACAUAUUAGUGAUCACCCUAAAAUGUUUAAUGCCCAGAAGAAGAAUGCAUAUCUGUUUAUCAAAUUUCUCAGGUUCCAGUAUCACUCACUUGGUAGAAGCAUUUCAUGUUUCCUUGCUUUUUUUUUUUUUAUAAAAGUAAGAUACCAGUGCAGUAUUAGUGUCCUAGGAGAUUGUACAAAGCUUCCAGAAGGAGUAGAUUCCAAGGGCCAAGGUGGUCAGGUUUGGAGGGUUGAAACCCCCUUGAUCUUCACCUUCCUUCCUGCACACCCUGGCACAAUCACGUGAGAACAUCUCGCUUCAGAGAUCUCUGGAGCUUCCAGAUCGCCUGCCUAUAAUUACUCUGCUUGGGGCUCAACUUCAAGGCUCCCACUUGAGGGAUAAUAUGUACUUAGGGGGGAAAAAACUGGUGUACUGGUUAGAUCACACAGGAAGGAAUGCUCUGGAGAUGCCAAUUCCUGACUCAGUGCCAAACAGCGCAAUCUGCACCUGAGGGCAAGGCCAGGCCAACAGUGGCCUUUUGAGAUAGAUAACAAGCAGGUAGUAUAUGACAGUGAGUGUGGGUGUGGGAGUGUGUGUAAGUAUGUGUGUGUCUAAAGGUAUGUGAUUGUCAGAAUGGAGAAUGAAAGAUGAAAAUGCUUUCUGGAAAGUUGGACUAGGAAGGGAAUAAAAAGAAGAAAGAGCGUGUGUGGUGGUGGAGCGGGGUGUGGGUAGUGGAACAAGAGGCAUGAACCAAAAUUAUUCUGUAUCUGCUAUUUCAUUCACAAAAAGUCAGGGCAAGACCCGGGGCAAGGUCCCCUAUUGGGAAAAGAGAGCGUCAAGGCUUUGAAAAGCCAAAAUCACACUUUUCAAAACCAUCACAAUUUCUUUGGCACUUUGCAGCUAUUUUCUACUUAUUCCAAGAAACUGCCUAAAAUGUACAACCUGACCCAAAUGAGAACACAAAUAAAAGACUUCUAAGGACCAGCCAGCCUUUGGAGCAGCAGUUGGAAUUGCUCGAUGACUCCUGAAAUAUUUAAAUCCUUUUGCAUUCUUUCUUCAGUUAGUCUGAUUGCCACCCUACCUCCCUCCACACACACCACCACCAACAACAACUGCUCACUUCAACUGAGACAUGUUACAACACUCUCUGACAGACACAGUUCCAAAAAUUAUAGUAUUAUCAAAUGUGUGAAGUAUCAUCCCACCCAAUUUAGUUUUUUUUAAUUUAAAAUUGACGGAUGUUGGGGCUGGAGCAAUAGCACAGCGGGUAGGGCGUUUGCCUUGCACCCAGGUUCGAUUCCCAGCAUCCCAUAUGGUCCCCUGAGUAUCACCAGGGGUAAUUCCUGAGUGCAGAGCCAGGAAUAACCCCUGUGCAUCACCGGGUAUGACCCAAAAAGAAAAAAAAAUAGAAUAAAAUAAAAUAGACGGAUGUUACAAAAAUGAUGCCGCUGCUGGCUUCUGACUUUAGCUAUGUUCUGGGCAUGCAGGAGUAUCAUUUUUCGAAACUGCAGUUUACUUACAGCCCUCUUGAAAAUCAACUGCCAGGUAGGUUUCUGUCCUCUGUCAUGUCUGUUAAACCCGGGGCCUUUCGAUUGAUAGCAAUCCUGGUGCAGAGGCUGAUGAUCUUAGGCCCUGCUCACCAAAAGGUACAUUUCCCUCCUCACAUGUUACAUGCUGACUUCCCUGGGGCUUAUAAAAGCCUUCUUUUUUGUUUAUUAGUGAAUCACCAUGAGACAAAGCUACAGACUUACAGGUUUUCAUGCUUACGUUUCAGUCAUAUAAUGAUCGAGUACCCAUCCCUCCACCAGUGCCCAUUUUCCACCACCAGUGGUCCCAGCAUCCCUCCCACCACCCCCACCCUGUCCCCUUCACCCCACCCCGCCUAUGUGGCAGGGCAUUCCCAUUUGCUCUCUCUCUCUCUCUCUCUCUCUCUCUUUCUCUCUCUCUCUCUCUCUCUCUCUCUCUCUCUCUCUCUCUCUCUCUCUCUCUCUCUCUCUCUCUCUCUUUGGGUGUUGUGGUUUGCUACAGAGGUAUUAAGUAGGCAUCAUGUUCAGUCUGUAGUCUAGAAGAAAAUGAUGAGUGGCUGGGGGGGAGGGAAGGGAGGUUCGGCACUUGUUUGGAGACAUUACAAAAGCAGCUCUUCAGUAUAAUGCAUAGUUUAACCAAAUUUCCAGAGAGUCCUGGACCUAGCCAAGCCAGAAGGGUUGUUCUGGAAGGCGGCCAAGGCACCCCAUCCAGCCAGGGGCAGUGGAGUAAGGUGAGACAUUCUGUGUUGGAAGAGAGGCGCUGGCGGGCGGGAACAAUGCCCAUGAUUUUGCCACAUUGCUGCCUUGUGAACACAAUAGCUCUGCAUGCAAGCUCAGGAUAAGCUGCUCGAAGCAUGGCUCUGUGUUGUACACACAGCCAGCGAAACAGCUGCUAGUCCUCAGGGGCAACCAAUGAUAGGAAGGUACUAUUAAAGCAGGCACAAAAACAGAUUUUAGCUAUUUUCUUACUUACAGUAGAAAAUGAUCCCAGGUUUGGCCCUGCCCUGCUGGAGAGAUAGACCACCAAAGAAACUGACACAGUGUACCUGAUAGAAGGUCCCAUCCAGCCCAGCAACAAUUAAGAGCAGGUCACAUGUAAGCUUUAUAAAUGUCUGUGUCCCAACCCUUCAAUCAUCACCACCCAGGGGUUACAAAAGCCUUUGCAGUAUUUAAGAGAACAGGUUCUAUAGGGUAUUUACAAGCCUGGGCCGAAAUCGUUGGGUACCCAGAAGCAGGAAAUAGUUCUGUUUUCUUUGUGGCCUUAGCGAAAAAAAUCAGAUGUCUUCUUAUAGCUCAGGCCCUUGGAAAUGUCCUCACAGCAAGCUGCAAUCCACUAAUAUACACGCACCAAGCUACUAAUCUAAGCACUGGGUCUGUUAAGCUUGAAAUGAUGUUGUGGUCUCAGAGUGCUGUUAUUGUCCGAGAGGAAAAGGAGAGACAAAGGAGCAGACCACUAAGAAGCUUUAGAUGCAGAAGAAUUGAGUCCUUUGCAAGGAGAAAUACCCCCUAUCAACCUAUUGUUCCACUUAGGCUAUGGCAAUGUCUCGGUAUAAUACGGCUCAGCCACAAUAUCAAGUCUGUGGAAGAAAAAUAACUCAAAGAAACUCCCUAAAUCAUGGUAAAGUGGGUGAAGUAAAGUUGGAAAUGCAAAUCACUGUGAAUUUUAUUAUUUUUAGAUUUAUUUUAGCUCUACAUUGACUCUCAUUAGACAAAAUAGAGCAAAGGUUUCACACCCUAAGAGUUACACUCAGACCAACUUCACUCCAUGUUAAAAAAAAAUUAUCUUGCUUAAUAAAGGAGGUGUGAGACUUUUUUAUAGUUUUAUUUUACCCAUCAACCAAGUGAAUUGCAACAUGAUUCAUUAUUUCUUCCAAAGAUUUAUUAAUUUCUUCAUGUAUACCUGCCUUCUGAAAGAAAAUUGAAACUAUCAUGCUUAACGAUCAAUCCUUUAAAGCACGUUUAUUCUGCUAGCCUGAAACCACGGCUUUCAUUUUCUUUUGGAAAACAUCUUAGCAUUUUCAGAGAUAUAGAGUGAUCUGGAGAGUUCCAUGUGAAUAGGAAUGUGUAUCUGUACAAUUCUCGCUGACAUUAAACUCUGCAAUCCACAAUGAGUGAGCUUCAAAUUGGUACUAAAUUGGUAGACACCCCACUGUUUUCUGAGCAACAAAAAGUCCAGAUUUAGUGCAAUUAAGUAGGAGGGAGCUGGAUUCAGAAACAGCCCACAGUAAUAUUUCUCUGCAGUCCCAGUUCAGUGCCGUCUUAGGUGGAAGCCAUGCCACAGUGAGACCAGAAAGAAUCUCCUUCAGCUACUCCUACAAAGUCACCUUGCAGAUAAAAAGGAGAAUAAAAGUUAGAUGUCUAAAAUAAGCCAAGAAUCUCAGAUGCAGCUAUGACAUCUAAGUGAAAUUCUUUCUCCCUUAUGUCCUUAAAUAGUAAUAGAAACACACACAGCCUGACUUUUAAAGAUGGGUUUAACGACCAUGCCCAGAGUGGAGAGUGAAUUUGCGCCACAGAGUGUAUCCUGACUCAGCACUUUUGGGGACCAUUUCAUCCGUGCUCACUGUCGGCUGAUUAUCACUGGAACAUUCAAAACACAACCUGCUGUUUCACUGUCACUUUUUCUAGUGUUUUCCUGUGCUUUUAUAAUAUCAAGUCUGUUCCUAAGUUCAGAAGAUAAAUUAUGGGGAAAUCAUAUUUUGUCAUAGGGGGCUGAAGAAUGAAUUCUUUAUGGAUUUUUCAGGCUGAUCCCAUUUGUACCACAGAAAACAUUUUGGAUGUUGUUACAUAUAUAUUAAUUUUUCUUGUUUUAUUUUGAACUAAAAUAAAGCUUUAUU